Cooperia oncophora is the source of this 318-nucleotide messenger RNA. NCBI's taxonomy places the organism in Eukaryota, Metazoa, Nematoda, Chromadorea, Rhabditida, Trichostrongylidae. The record is from the annotation of a GenBank genome assembly.
AUGGGCAAUUUAUUAGCCGUCAUGGCACAUUGCCAACGUGGUGACGAGAUCAUCGUUGGCAGACACAACCAUAUCCAUCGCUGGGAACAGGGCAACUAUGCACAGCUUGCUGGUGUGAGCGCCACAACAAUUGACGUCAACCCCGACGGCACGAUGAAUAUUGAAGACAUCGAAGAGGCAAUUCGUGUUCAAGAUAACCACAUGCCAAACACACGUCUGAUUUGCCUUGAAACCACCCACAACUAUUCAGGAGGACGAGCGUUACCUUUAGAAUAUAUCAAAUCGGUACGAGAGUUGGCUUCUAAACAUGGCAUCAAU